AAAUUUGUUGGCCUAAUUGUCCCAUCCAUCACCCAAUACUAUUGAUGGCUAUAUUCUUAAUUGUCGGGUCUCAUAUAAUAUUGAGCAAAAUGACCCUAGUUUUUUCUUGAAAAAUAUACGAUAUAUUUAUUCUCCUUCAGAGACAUACCACAUGAUAGUCCUGGACAUAUUAUCUGAAACUCGAAAACCGAAUCGGAACCAAACCAAAAAUUCUGAGACCAAAACCAGACCGAAAAUUACAAAAUCCCGAAAAUCCCGAAUAGUUCCUAUAUUUCUAAACCCGAAAAAUCGAAAUCGAACCGAGACCGAACUGAGAACCGAACUGGUACACGAAUAUAUUGAAAAAGUUAAUUAUUUUUAAUUUUAUUAUUUAUAAUUUAUAAGUAAAGAUAUCUUAACAAAUCCAAAUAACCCGAAUUUUUUCUGGUUUUUUCCGGGUUUAACUUGGGUUUUUGGUAUUUUUGGUUUUUUGGACUUUAAACCCGAACUAAACCGAAUUAUUUGUAGUACGGUUCCACUUCGAAUUUCAUAAAAAAAUAGAAAUCUGACCCGAACCCGACAUUAUCUGAACCGAACCGAUCCGAAAAAUAUCAGGUUUUUAAACGGUUCCUAAAUGUCCAAUCUAAAUACCGAAUAAACCGAACCGAUCCGAACUGAAAACCCGGAUGUCCAACAUUACUACAUGAAAUUAUUGUUUUCUUCAUUUUGAAAGUAUCCAUCUAUGCAUAGAAAGCUAAUUGUUUCCUAUUUGUUUGUUUUUUAAAGAUAUGUCGGUUUUUUGUUUUGUGACACAUUAUCAAUCUAUAUAAAUCUAACGUUAUUGUGACACAUUAUACUAUACAAUUUAAUAUCAAAUUUUCCUUAUAUUCAGUGAAUUUUAAGAAAAAUAACUAAAGUCAAAAAAUGAAAUAUGAAAUGAUACUCUAAAUUUGGAAGAAGAAUCUCUCUAAAGAUUCUAUAUUGACAAAUGUCAAAAUAACUAUCUAAAGUUAUUUUCACAGAUUAUCUUAAUGAACUGUCAUUUACUAUACCACACACGUAUCCAUCAUGCACACAACACACCAUAUAAGCUCAAGCAUAUCCAUCUUUUCUUUUUUUGUUGUUAAAGUUCAAAUUGAAAACACAACUAAGUUCAUUAUAAAUAACAUUGAUUUGUACAUUUUGAUACAUACCAAUCUAAAGAAUAGCAAAUUUAGAUCACCAAUGGCCUUAAACGUUACAAAGAUCUCUCAAAUCAGCCCCUUAGCCGAUUCCUCCCGUGAGAAUCCAUACAUUCUCCCACUCACUUUCUUCGACCUACGGUGGCUAAACUUCAUGCCCAACGAACAAGUUAUCUUCUACAAACUCCAUGACUCAUCUCACGACUCCUUCUACUCAGUGAUCCUUCCAAGACUUGAGCAAUCUCUCUCCCUCGUCCUUGGCUACUAUCUCCCGUUCGCUGGUCACCUCACAUGGAACGCACAAGAUCCUAAACCAUGCAUCGUGGUCCUUCCAAACGACACCGUUUCGUUGAUAGCUGGAGAAAUCAGCGAUGCAGAUUUCUCUAGUGUUUCAGGAAAGGGGUUACGUCCCGCUAAUGAGAUACGUCCCCUUGUACCGGAGUUACCGGUUUCAGGUGACUCACCAUCGUUACUUGCUUUGCAAGUAACCUUGUUUCCGAACCAGGGGUUUAGUAUUGGCAUAGUAUCCCAUCAUGUCUUUGUUGACGCUAUAACAGCGCUAAUGUUAAUCAAAUCAUGGGCUCACAUCUGCAAACAUGGAGCUACAACUUUACCAGAGGACAUAACUCCAGUACUAGAUCGUACCGCCAUCAAUGUUUCCGCCGGUUUGGAAGAGAGGAUGUUGGAACUGGUUCCGCAUCUUUCACAGGACAAAGAUAACGCAAGAACCCUGAAGCUACCUCCAACCAAGGAGGUCAGUGCAGAGGUUUACCGUCUCAAACUUGAUCUGACUCUAGAGAACGUCGAGAAACUCAAGGAACGAGCCAAGAACGAGUCGAAACGUUCUCACCUCGAGCUUCACCUUUCAACGUACGUCGUGGUGAAUGCUUAUAUCUGGACCUGCUUGGUGAAGGCGCGUGGAGGUGACGUGGAAAGACCGGUGGCUUAUGAAUACGCUCCCGAUUUUAGAAACCGGUUAGGCCCAUCGGUUAGGGGGACAUACUCAGGGGCAUGCGUGUUUCCUAUCUGUUGCUUAGGUUACAAGGCAAAGCACUUUCUUGGAGAAGAUGGUUUCAUCAACGCUGUAGAGAUUAUCAGCGACUCUGUCAAAAGAUUGGGAUCACAAGGGAUUGAGGUGUUCUUUGAUAUGUAUGCGGAUAAGACGAAGAACAUAGAGAAAGGUACGGAUAUUUGGGCAGCUUCCGGUUCGAACCGGUUUUCAAUUUACGGGUCGGAUUUCGGGUGGGGAAGACCGGUUAACAGUGAGGUCGUGUCUUAUGACCAGAGUCAGAUAUUUUGUAUGUCGGAGAUGAGGGAUGGGACUGCUGGCGUGGAGAUUGGCUUGUGUUUGAAGAAAUAUGAGAUGGACGUUCUCGUUUCUCUGUUCAAGAAUGGACUUGAAAACAAUGAAUAACUUUUGCUGAUUUAUGUAAUGAUCGUGGGACUUUGUCGUUUUCACUUGUUUAGAUCUUUCUUGGUUUCGAAGCAAAGUAAUAAAUUAUCAUUUAUAUAUAAUCAUGGAACAUAUCAUGUAACUGGAAACCUAAUCUGAAGUGUUAUGGAUGUUUCUGUUUUUUUUUUUUUUUUUUUUUGGUAAUCAUGUUAAAUCGAAUACACAAAAGUUCUCUCUUUCUUUCAACCCGAAAUUCAUAUUGUAGAUCAGAUACCAGAAAGAUUGUCAUUGGAGCCGUAUCUCUAAAAAUUGUAGUCUGAGAUGUGAUUUUCUUAAAAUGCUAUAGUCGGAAAUGUGAAAACAACCAUAGUACAUCUUGUUCUUGAUGCUACAACAGUCAUGAAAUGGUGGGAUUUAAAAGCAAUUAGAUGUAGACAAUGCAUUCUUACAUGUUGAUGUACUAUUGUGAAUAAGACAUUUGUCAUAUUUAUGCUUAAGUCUGUAAAAGCAUUGUUGACGAUUAAUCCUAGAAAUUCAAUAAAUGAAUUGCUCUUUUGAUCAUCUUCUUCACUUCUGUUCUAAAUUUUUGCUCUUGCUAACAAUAAUAACAUUCACAUAUCUCCAAAUUAAACAUAUCAUUUCCUUUCCUGUUAUGACUUUGGUAAAUUUGGUGAACUAGUAAACCAUCAAAGAUAAGAUCAAGUCACCUUUUUACUAAACUCAUGUAAAAUAAAGUGAAUAGAACCAAUAGACAAUCCUUCUUAAAAGCUCCAAAUCCAAUACAUAUAAGAAAAUGACAUGUAUAUAUUAUGUUGUAUUUACAGAUUUUUCAAUUUCUCAUAUAAACUACAAAAAUUUAACUGGAUCACAAUCUAGUGCAUCCUAGCCAUUGAACGUCGUGGGAUCUCUUUCUCUAGACGGCUUGAACGGAGUGCAUAAGGUCGAUGUGCGUCGACCGGACUGGCUCAUGAUUCAGGUGCUCCUGAAAAUCCCUCAUCUGUGUUGGGUCGUAUAUGGCCUAGCCGGCGGUUGGAUGGCUGGAGAUUCUUUUGGACAAGCGGAGUUCAGGCCACUAGCGUGAAAGUGUCUUCAGGUGAAGCUGUUCUUCGGUUCUCGGAGACAGUACAUGUCAAGAUCUUAGCUUUCCUCGAGUGGUCAACAGGAGAGUUCGGGUUUUGGUGGCAACAUGUUUUGAAGCAAAUCAUUCGCAGUGCCGAUUCAUUGUUUUAACCCGGUAGAUUUGCUUUUUCUUCUGGUUCGGAUAUCCAUUUAAAUUAUUUUUUUAUUCUUUGAAAUUUUCAAAAUUAUAAAUUUAAAUAUUGAAAGUGUAAAUAUCUAAAAUUUACAGAAAAUUCGUUUAGUAUAAUUGGAUGGAGAAUUAGUAGGUAUUUUGAGCAUUUUAGUGUUUUGAAUAUAUUUUUGCUAUUUUAAAUAUUUACUUAAGGUAUUUGUAUAUAUUUUUAGGUACUUUGGAUUUUUUAACUUUUUUAUAUUUUAAAUAUUUGGAUAUAAAUUCUACAUAAUGAGUCUUAAUUAUAUAGUCGAUAAAUUUGAAGCCACUCUUCGUUGAGUACACACCACUUUUUCAAAUCCCCACACCGUAGUAUCUUCUUGAGUCACUCUGGGUUUCAAUAGCAUAAUCUCGUUACUUAUCUACAUUCACUAUAUCGAGUAUUAUACGAAGCAAAUUGUUCAUCUCUUGAAAAAUCAAGUUUUUUUUUUGCUUUUUUCACAAUUUACAUCACAGUGAUUGUUCGAGUAUAUAUAUAAGAUGUUUUAAGAAACUUUGAUGUUUCAAUAUACAAAAUGUUUUGGUAUUUUUAGGUAAAGUCUAACUUUAUUAUAAAAUAUUCAACUAAUCAUAUUUUAUAAUCUAUUUCAUAGUUAAUAGAGUAAUUUUUAAUUUAUAAAUUUUAUGAUAUUUUUAAUGAAAAAGUAAUUUUUGGUGGAUGGAAAGAAUAAACAUUUGUCCUUAAGACAUGCUGAUAAAAACAACAACUAAUGGCCUUGGAAAUUAUUUUGACAAAUGGCUGCCAACACACAGAUUCUAAAUAAGGAUUGUGAAUCGAAAAUGGAUUCUUUACUCGAGACAUAGACAACAUGGGUAUGUUUUUAGAUAUGUUGGAUGGAAACAUUGACCAGCAGCUUAGGAAAAAAAAAGGCCUGUAGAUGGAAUACGUGUUGGAUGAAGAAAAAUGACAAACAACUCUAAAAAUUAUAA
This is a messenger RNA of Brassica rapa (field mustard), 4774 nucleotides long. Its product is annotated as BAHD acyltransferase At3g29680. Lineage: Eukaryota; Viridiplantae; Streptophyta; Magnoliopsida; Brassicales; Brassicaceae. The record is from RefSeq and is a predicted model, not a curated record.